AGACACAGAAGGACCCGCCCAUUUGGAUUUUCACAACCGUUCAGUUACCACCUCGACUUGCAACCCGCCGUCGUCCUGUCCGCCGCGCUGUAAAGCAAUCAAGCUCCAAUUACGAACUUAAAUACCAGUUUGAAUCGUUUCUCUUUGAUACCUAUUCGAAUCAAAAUCCCCUACGGAUAUUUUCUUUCCAAGUCUCGGAUUCGGUCAUUUGUGCCCAAAUUGAACCAACCAAGGUACUUCGUUUAUUUUUGGGGAUUCCUGAAAUCCACUGUGCAUAUUGCCGCCAUCAAUGAAUCCAGCUCCUUUUCAGUUUGCACCUCCGCCGCCGCCACUUCGUCAACCUAUGCCUUUGCAAUUUCCAAUAUUACCACCCGAACCACCAAAUUCAAGUUCCUUUUGGGAGAACAGUAAUGUCUGUGAUCGGUUCAGGGAAUUGCAAGAUACUCUAAAUCUUGCAAAGGGAAUGAAAAAGGAAUUAGAGAUGUUGAAUAUGAUCAAAGAGAGUAAAGGGCCUUUAGAAGAAGAUGUUACGAAUGGCUCAAAUGAAACUUAUCUUUUGAGUUUUCGGAAGAGUAUAGAGAACAGAGGGGUUAGCAUAGAAACACAAGAAGCAUUGACUGUUGAAGCAGUAAAUUCUUUAAUGUUAAAACUAAGAGAUCAGCUGGAACCGUUCAGAUAUGUUGCGGAUGAAGCAAGUCCAUGGGAAGAGAAAUCAGCGGUGGCUAGGUUUACAAAUAAAGUGCACAAGUCUAAACGAAAUAAACUCUGGCGGAAGAAAAAAAGGAAGCGCAUUGCGGAAAUGCUGGCAAAGGAGCCCGAGGAAUUUGACCGAAUUGACCGAGAAGCUGAUGAAUGGAGGGCUAGGGAGAUUGCCAAGGAAAUUGCAAGUAGCAAGGUCAAAAAGAUGAAAGAAAUUGCAGAGCUUAAAGUCAGAGAAGAGAAGAAGAAACUAGAGUCUGAGCUCGAGUUGCUCUUGAUGGUGGAGAAGCUUCAAGAAUUACGCUCCAUAAGGAUACAAAAGUUGAAAAAACAAGGCCAUUUUUUCCCAGAGGAGGAUGACAAGUUUCUUGAGAGAGUUCAGGCUGCAGUGGAAGAAGAGGAGCGCGAAGCUUUGGCUGCAGCUGAAACAGAUGCUGCUAAAGAUGCAAUUGCAACCGCUGAGGAAUCCAGGAAAGCUAUGCAGAACCAAGGGAAACUUCUAAAAGGAAGCAAUGAUGAAAGUGAAAUUAAGGAGAACAACGAGCAAAUAGUUCAGAGUGUAACUGACGAGGGAGUUGGUGCAACGGAUGAGAAGAAAUCUAGUAAAGUAGUAUCUGAAGGACAGAACUAUGUAGGAGCCUAUGAUCCUUUGGCCAAUUUACCAAUUGAGUUUUAUCACUAUUAUCAUGGAAGCAACAAUGACAUGGGUACAUUGAUCGAGGUUAGAAGAGGUUGGGAUGCUUAUAUUCGACCGGGAGGAAGUCGCAUACCAGGACACUGGGUUCAGCCUCCUCCUCCUGCCAAUGAGAUAUGGGCAUCUUACUUGGUGAGGCCUAAAUGAUUAGUUUGUAAAAUCAUCACCAACAUUGCACAAAUAUUUCAUCUGACAUGUUUUGAAGGUUCAAACGGUGUUCCCGACAAGCCUCGGGUAUAAAGCUUUUUGGCAGCAUGUUUAUAUUGGCAGCGUAGAAUUUUGAAUUUUCAUCCUGUGUUAAAUUUCAGUGCUGAUAAUCAAUAUUUUUGAGGUUGAUAAUCAUCAUUGUUGCACAAGUCUUUGUAUUCUGCUUUUGUGCAGACAUGACAGUGAUUUAGGAUGGAAUAUAAUUCUAUUAUUGUUAUAAAAA
Molecule: messenger RNA, 1823 nt
Organism: Trifolium pratense (red clover)
Lineage: Eukaryota; Viridiplantae; Streptophyta; Magnoliopsida; Fabales; Fabaceae
Product: U11/U12 small nuclear ribonucleoprotein 59 kDa protein
Exons: 9
Coding region: 290-1540 (416 amino acids)
Source: RefSeq, a predicted model, not a curated record